AGUUUCCACUCUACCAGUGUCUCACAAUUUGACAAAGUCUGCCCCCAAAGUGAACAAAUGAGGCUAACAAAUUUGCGCUGGAGAUCCUACAUUUUCGAAGCAGUACCAUUGGACGGCUGGCCACAGCACCGUCUCUACUGGUAGCACCACACGAAGCCUUUGUGUUUUACAAAGAGAACUCUACGAGCCAGUGGAAGUUUCGAGUGAGCAAGAGAAGUUACAUUAGCAGUUGGUAUACCAUCGCUUGGAUUCAUCUUUCUUUCGCUGUAGCCUUCGACAACUGAGCCACCAAGAGUAUAUUGCUAUUGCAAACCAUGAGCGGCACGACAGGUUCCAGUACGGGCAGUUCAGAUGUCAGCCUAAAUGAUCUGAGCGCCAACCACAAUAAUGAGCUGUUCGCGAAUGCAGUUGCAGAUUCUUGUGUCGAUGCAUUGGCGCAGAUGGAUCUUUUUCCGCCCCCAGAGCAAGCUCUAGAAGACGGCACCCUUCAGGAUGACGAUAGCAGCAGCAAACCAAAGCCCAAGGAAGACAAACAGUUUCUACUGGCAGAUAAUACUGGAUACGUGGAUGUCAUGGGUGAAACAGAAAAUCUUUGGAACAAGGCAAUAACUACUCUUUCAAAAAACAAAGCUGAAACCCCCAAGAUGCUUCCGAAUAGCUCCACCUAUGAAGACCUUGACACGAAUGGAGUAGCGGGAAAGACUCUAGGAAAAGGAGAGUUUGCAAAAAAGAAGUCUGCCUAUGACAUGAGCCCUAUCAUGUUGGAUGGAGACAUUACGGGAGGAGAGGCUCCUGGCAUGAGCGACAAUGACAACAAGAAGGGUAGGAAGGUAAUCCCAUCUUCCGACUAUUCGAUUGACGGAGAGUCUGCAAUGCUGUGGGGAGAUGAUCCUGAAAAUGCUUACUUCAAGUAUAUGAUGGAACAAGAGGCUGAGGCCCGUGCCCUGGAGGGGAAGGAUCAAGACGACAGCCUAAUGGCAGAGAGCGCCCGACAGGAAUUACUGAACAACACGGGCUACGGAGGUGGAAACUCCUCCCUGGAAGACGAUACGACUCUGGGGCAUGGAAGCAAGGCCAUUGGGUGGGAGCCCUCGACAAUUGCAGGCGGUCCCUCGACAAUUGCAGGCGGUCAACUCUCCACAUUGACCCCCUCGCAUAACCCAUCUGGAUCACAGAAAGCGUAUGUAAAAAAUGGCCAACUCAUUAUCCCCAAUGUCAUUUACGUUCAAGAUGGCACUGAUCCGGACCCCCAGGCUCAGGCUCGUAACUGGAACAACAGCCCAAUAGAGAACUUCGUGGCGAACGACCCUGUAAGGAGCAAGUCUCCUACAAAUAACAAAUCCAAGAGAACAAAGGAAGUUCCAGAGCAACCCCGAAGAUCAUCCUCGCAUCGACAGAGUGGUGCAAGCAAAGCAGCAACCAAACAACUUGCAGAGGAAGGUGAAGGCGCCAUGAUGGAUGACAGGUACAAGUCAGGAUGGUAUACUCAUCGCCUCUUGAUUGGCUUCGCCUUGUUUUUCCUUGUCUUGACCACGGGGCUGGUAGCAGCGCUGAUUGUAUACCGCAACUAUUACGCCGACGAUGGCACGACCACCGACACCACAACCUCACCAGCAAGUCCUACGAGUACAUCGACUAGCUUGGGUGAGAUUGGGAACCCCCUUACUUGGUCUCCGUCUCCGUAUCCAACACCAUGGCCCACACGAUGGCCCACCACGAGUCCAACUGUGGGGAUUCCAACAAACUUGCGUCCUCACGUUCUUGCUAGAGGGCCGACGAGGCUGCCUACGUGGGCACCCACAGGUAUACCCACUUGGAUGCCCACUGGAGCACCAUCGUUCAAGCCCUUUACUGAUUCACCAACGAGGUCCCCGACUUCUGAUCCAAGCGCGGCCCCCACAGGUUCACCAACAAAAACUCCCACAGGUAUUCCCACUGGUAUCCCAACGGCUUAUCCAACCUUUCUACCAACAACGACGCCAACCGCUGUCCCAACUGGAUUUCCAACCUCGACGGAGCUGCCAAGCGCCAUCCCCAGUUUUAGACCAUCCAGAGAGCCGACAAUAUCUCCAACCAAACUAUCGUCCCCUCCGUCAUCCCCUCCUACAACCGAGCCUACACCUACUCUUUUUCUGCCUACUACAGCCGAGCCAACACCUACUCUUCUUCUGCCUACUGUAGACCCUUCUGUGGACAGCGACCAAAACACAACCAUUGUCAUUGUCUCUCCUGCCGAUGUUCCCACAACAACUCCAAGUGAUGCACCAACGACGACGGCGACAACGACGACACCUUCGAUUGCACCUGCGACAACUGUGCCUAUCACAUCUAGCCCUGUGACCAGGCCUCCGGUAGCUGGAGCUCCACCCGUAUCAAAACCAACCACCGCUCCAACCUCAUCAGGUUCUGUGGCGGAAACUACUUUACAGCCAUCUAACAAUCCAACAUCCAAGCCAACACCCAAACCUUCUCAAAGCCCAGUGACCGAACCAACAAGUAGCCCUCCGACAGUUCAGCCAACACCAAGGCCCACGCCCAUGCCAACAGAUCAACCAUCGCCAGAACCAACUAAUCCAGUCCCAACAAGGACACCCACCGGCACGCCAACAAAUCCACCCUCAACCGCAAGCCCUUCGACUCAACCACCGGUCCCUUUCUAUGUAGAACUGGGUCAUGUAAAAAGUUUCUUGUUGGAAUAUUCUCCAAUGUCCACGGAUGAAUUGGAUGAUGAACAAUCCACGCAGUAUCAAGCAUUAGUGUGGCUCGCAAACUGGAUGGCAAGUGUGCCACCGCAAGAACUCGGUCGCAUCACCAAGAGAAGGUUGGUCCAGCGAUGGGCCCUUGCAGUCCUUUACUUGGAUUUGAAUGGUCCCAACUGGACAAACGGUUCAAGCGAUUGGAUGGGUGAAGAGGACUCUUGUGUUUGGCUUCGGAACAACAACCAGGGCACCUGCAAUGCAGCUGCAUUAGUCAUGACACUCGAUCUUUCGAGCAAUAACUUGCGUGGGACCCUACCAAAAGAGAUUGCUCUUUUAUCUUCCGGACUGACUCGACUUGAAAUGGACCGAAAUGAUAUCUCUGGUCCCCUUCCGAUUCACUUCGGGAGAAUGAGACAGCUUGUAUCUCUCGACUUUACGCGGUGCGAUUUGACAGGGUCCAUCCCAACUCAUGUGGGCGAUCUUCAAAGCCUGGCCAUUUUGGGCUUUGGUCGAAAUGACUUUGUCGGCUCGAUUCCCACAGAGAUCGGGAAAUUGAGCAAUCUCGUGUAUUUGGGCAUGGAACGCAAUGAUAUACGAGGAACCAUUCCCACCGAAAUCACUGCUCUCACGAACCUGGAAUACAUUGCUCUGGAUUGGAACGCUUUGACGGGGGAGGUCCCACCCGCGUUGAGCAAUCUCAGCAGUCUCCGAACUCUCAUUCUGGCAAGAAACUCAUUGGAAGGAGAAGUUCCAUCAGAGUUUUGCGAGCGUUCCAUGGACUUUGUAGCCGCCGAUUGCGAUGAAGUCAGUUGCUCGUGUUGUGACUUGUGCUGCGAGAACGGACAAGGAUGCGCCAGUACAUAGCAGGGCUGUGUACUGUAGUGCAUUCAACCUCGAGCUGUAUUCAUGAAGCAACUCUUGGCUUCUUGCUUCUUACAGCAUCGUGGUGGUACCCAUCUCAAGAACAUUCGCUAGGAAGCUGUCUUGUGGGAGAUACAGUUCAUGUCUAUUCGUUUGGUUGGUCGAUGGAAUCGAAUCAAGUCUCAUCAUUCAAGCAUGGAAGUUUCUCUCGUCAUCAUCAGCACCAGAAGAACAUGUCUUUACCUAUCAUAAUUAGACUUGUACAGUUUUAUCCCUUU
Seminavis robusta is the source of this 3838-nucleotide messenger RNA. Lineage: Eukaryota; Bacillariophyta; Bacillariophyceae; Naviculales; Naviculaceae. The record is from the annotation of a GenBank genome assembly.